Messenger RNA from Periconia digitata, 405 nucleotides. The record is from the annotation of a GenBank genome assembly. NCBI's taxonomy places the organism in Eukaryota, Fungi, Ascomycota, Dothideomycetes, Pleosporales, Periconiaceae.
UGUUCUAUGUUCUCAAUUUCUCCUUUUGUUUACUCCUCACGAUGUUUGGACUGCACGGUGAGCGGAUUGGAGUCCGAUGCGCUCGGCAGUCAUUCAUUCCGCCCUAGCCGCCCUUUUCUCAUGGAGCCUGCAGUUGAUCAGCCAAUAGACAUACAAUUUGUUCGAUGCGCUUGUUGACCAAACUCAUGCUGCGCAUCAAUUGAUACAUCUAGAUGCACUAUCGAUGGCCAGGCUGGCUCAGGAGAUGAUGGACACCAGAGAGCAGGCAAUGGCCUGGUCAGACAAGCGCCGUUCCCUGAUCGUAUUCGAGUAGCACAUGAGGUUAGCCGGAAUCGAUUAUCAGUCAACGGUCUUGAAUAUAUGCGGAAAGAGGAUUGGUAUAGCCAAAGACAUCACCCAAUAAUG